This is a messenger RNA of Zingiber officinale, 1467 nucleotides long. RefSeq names its product protein SRG1-like. NCBI's taxonomy places the organism in Eukaryota, Viridiplantae, Streptophyta, Magnoliopsida, Zingiberales, Zingiberaceae. The record is from RefSeq and is a predicted model, not a curated record. The transcript is spliced from 2 exons. Bases 146 to 1246 code for a protein of 366 amino acids.
CGCCCACGCUCUCGCUGGAGAGAGAGAGAGAGAGCACCAAGGACGGCUGAGGGAGAGCUCCCGGACACUAUAUAAUGCCGGAGAGGGAGAGGCGCAAGGAAGACAGGAGCUAGUUGAAGCAGAGUAGCUAGCUAGCAUUGGUUCCAUGGCGUCGACUCUGCUGCCGUCUUCCGACGCUACUUCGGAGAUCAAGGUGGGAGACGUUCAGGACAUCCAGGAGCUGCGGCGCGCGCAGCCGACGGCUAUACCCGCUCGGUACAUUCGCGACUCGACCGAAAGGCCGGCGGCGGACGCGGUCCUCGCUUCCCUGCGCGUGCCUGUCAUCGACUUGUCGAAGCUGGUGCGCGGCGGCAGGAGGCAGAGCCAGGAAGAGAUGGCCAGGCUCUGCUCGGCCUGCGAGGAGUGGGGAUUCUUCCAGGUGAUCAACCAUGGCAUAGAGGAGGGGUUGCUGGAGAGCAUGGAGACUCUGGCGAAGGAGUUCUUCAUGCUGCCUCUCGAAGAGAAGGAGAAGUGCCCGAUGGCGCCCGGCACGAUCCAAGGCUACGGCCACGCCUUCGUCUUCUCCGAGGACCAGAAGCUGGACUGGUGCAACAUGCUCGCCCUCGGCGUCGAGCCUGCCUUCAUCAGGAAGCCCCAUCUCUGGCCUGCAAAACCAGCCUCUUUGAGUGAGACAUUGGAGAAGUACUCGAGCCGCAUAAGGAGGAUGUGCCAAAUCUUGCUGAUUCUGAUAGCGAGGAGCCUCGGGCUGAGCCCCGACUACUUCAACGACAUGUUCGGCGAGGCGGUGCAAGCUGUGAGGAUGAACUACUACCCGCCGUGCGCAAGGCCGGACCUGGUGCUGGGCCUCAGCCCUCACUCCGACGGCAGCGCGCUCACCGUCCUGCAGCAAGACACGCGCUCUGUCGGCCUGCAGAUCCUCAAGGACGGCGCGUGGGUGCCUGUGCAUCCCAUCGCCAACGCCCUCGUCGUCAACGUUGGCGACAGUAUUGAGGUGCUGACCAACGGCAGGUACAAGAGCGUGGAGCACAGAGUGGUCACCGACGAGGAGAUGGAUAGGCUCUCGGUGGUGACGUUCUAUGCCCCGAGCUACGAGGUGGAGCUGGGGCCUGUUCCUGAGCUCGUCGACGACAAUCAACCGUGCAGGUACCGGCGGUUCAACCACGGCGAGUACAGCCGCCACUACGUCACAAACAAGUUGCAAGGGAAGAAGACGCUGGAAUUCGCGAAGAUCCAGACUAGCUACUGACCGAAUCUACUGCAAUACUUUAACUAGUUGUUACCGCACACAACGUGCCUGCAGAUAGAACAGAACAGCAGCUUGAAUUGUGACAUUUUAGUUGGUGUACUAGAAAUUAAUGUCUGUCGACAGUAUAAAUGUACAGGUGCUGGUAAAGUGUAAUAUAAUUAAGUUAAUUAUCAUGUUAAUUUUGCAUAUAUAAUAAUGAUAAUUAUACAUAUUCUAAGUCA